AUGCGUGACACAGCUUCUAUAAGUGUAUUACACGACAUAGGGAAAAGUCUGGAUAACAAUAGACAGGUGGAUGUUUUAUACCUCGAUUUCUCGAAAGCGUUUGACUCGGUAGAUCACGAUAUUCUGCUACAAAAGCUACAAAUACAUGGUAUAAAUGGUUCUCUUCUACGUUGGUUCGAAAGCUAUUUGAACGACAGACAGCAGAGAGUUGUUAUCGAGGGCGCAGCAUCUUCAUGGUCUGCUGUUACAUCUGGUGUACCGCAAGGUAGCAUUCUGGGACCAUUACUUUUCGUAAUAUUUAUAAAUGAUCUUCCCGACAAUGUAUCAUCGAGUACAAACUCCGCAUUGUAUGCAGAUGACGCAAAAUUAUACAGUGAAACUAGAUCAGUGGACAACUGCCAGUCAUUACAAGAAAACUUGACCAUGCUGGAAAAAUGGAGUACGAAAUCUAGGAUGAAAUUCAACACAGGAAAGUGCAAGGUGUUGACAGUUACAAGAAAGCGGAAGCCGAUUGAAUUCCCAUACCGUAUGUAUGGAAAUGAGUUAUCAUCAUGCAAAGCCGAAAAGUUCUUGGCUUCUUGUAUCUAG
Messenger RNA from Paramuricea clavata, 588 nucleotides. Lineage: Eukaryota; Metazoa; Cnidaria; Anthozoa; Malacalcyonacea; Plexauridae. The record is from the annotation of a GenBank genome assembly.